This is a messenger RNA of Sorghum bicolor (sorghum), 1156 nucleotides long. RefSeq names its product zerumbone synthase. Gene Ontology annotation, cellular component: cytosol. The transcript is spliced from 2 exons. The record is from RefSeq and is a predicted model, not a curated record. Gene Ontology annotation, molecular function: xanthoxin dehydrogenase (NAD+) activity. The coding region runs from base 155 to 1003 and encodes 282 amino acids. Gene Ontology annotation, biological process: abscisic acid biosynthetic process. Lineage: Eukaryota; Viridiplantae; Streptophyta; Magnoliopsida; Poales; Poaceae.
ACGCCCAGUGCGGCGGCCUACUUCACUGGCCCCAUGUGCCACAUGCGCCAGCUCCACCCAGAUUCUGACAACGCCUUCCCAACCCGCAUCGACAGCGCGCACUUGGAUUCGGCGACGCCGGAGCGCGGAGGAGGCAAGCGCCGAUCCAGAGACGAUGGCCGCCGCGGGCUCCUCGCCGUCAUCCUCCUCAAGCAAGCGGUUGGAAGGGAAGGUGGCCCUCGUCACCGGUGGCGCCACCGGCAUCGGCGAAGCCAUCGUUCGCCUCUUCACGGAGCACGGCGCCAAGGUCUGCAUCGCGGACAUCCAGGACGAGGCCGGGCAGCAGCUGCGCGACGCCCUGGGAGGCGACGCGCAGGGCGUCAUGUUCGUCCACUGCGACGUGACGUCGGAGGAGGACGUGAGCCGCGCCGUGGACGCGGCGGCGGAGCGGUUCGGCGCGCUGGACGUGAUGGUGAACAACGCGGGCGUGACGGGUGCCAAGGUGACGGACAUCCGUGCCGUGGACUUCGCCGAGGUGCGCCGGGUGCUCGACAUCAACGUGCACGGCGUGUUCCUGGGGAUGAAGCACGCGGCGCGCGUCAUGAUCCCGCAGAAGCGGGGCUCCAUCGUGUCGCUGGCCAGCGUGGCCAGCGCCAUCGGCGGGCUGGGCCCGCACGCGUACACGGCGUCCAAGCACGCCGUGGUCGGGCUCACCAAGAGCGUCGCCGCGGAGCUCGGCCGCCACGGGGUGCGCGUCAACUGCGUGUCCCCCUACGCCGUGCCCACGGCGCUGUCCAUGCCGCACCUGCCCCAGGGCGCGCGCGCCGACGACGCGCUCACGGACUUCCUGGCCUUCGUCGGCGGCGAGGCCAACCUCAAGGGCGUCGACGCCAUGCCCAAGGACGUCGCCCAGGCGGUGCUAUACCUGGCCAGCGACGAGGCGAGGUACGUCAGCGCGCUCAACCUCAUGGUGGACGGCGGCUUCACAGCCGUCAACCAUAACCUCAGGCCAUUCGAUGAUUAGCUCAGCUUGUUUAGCAGCAUUAUUAUCACUCUUGUUCUGCUGCUACUCUUGAGACUUUUUCUUUUUGAACUGUAACAAGUGUCUGUAAGACUAAUAAACCGCAUGUUACAUGAUUGGACAUUCUAAGCGACAAUGCCGAAUUCGCGUAUGGUA